UUCUGUCCGUCCGAGCAAAUGGAUCAUUAAACAAGGCAGGAUGUGACAGGAGCGCAAAUGAAAAACUAAACUACAUUAUUUUGCGGUGUGCUCCAGUUACGCUGGUUUACUUUCAUAUUAAUGUUCAUUUUUCCACUUGGGUCCUUUUUUUUCUUCUUCUUCUUUCCUCAGUUUGCUCAUUAAUGUGCGGAUUUUCGGUGAACACUUACUAAGUAUUAUCAGGGAAAAUAAAUGUUGUAAAUGUAUUGGAAUUAAUGAAAAGUUUUAAGAUAUAUUAUGGAUGGGGUCUAAUCUUAUGUCAAGCUGGUUGUGAAGGUGAUAGAUCUGGUCCCCUCGACCCCAAACGGAGUCCCCAUGGCUGCUGGGGUGGCGGCCUGGCUCCCCUUUGCUCGGGCGGCGGCCAUAGGAUGGAUGCCUGUGGCCAACCUGCCCAUGCCUGUUGCACCAACCAAUAAGAACAAGCUACAGGAUGAGCUCAUUAUCCUCAAUGUCAGUGGCCGACGCUUCCAGACCUGGCGGAACACACUAGAUCGUUUCCCUGAUACACUCCUGGGGAGCUCAGAAAAAGAAUUCUUCUUCAAUGAGGAUUCUAGGGAGUAUUUCUUUGACCGAGAUCCUGACAUGUUUAGAAGUAUUCUCAACUUCUACCGCACAGGAAAGCUGCACUACCCACGCUAUGAGUGCAUCUCUGCCUAUGAUGAGGAGUUGGCAUUCUUUGGAAUCAUUCCUGAGAUCAUCGGUGACUGCUGCUACGAAGAGUACAAAGACCGCAAGAGAGAGAACAUAGAACGUCUUUUGGAUGACCUUGAGGACAACAAAGACAGCAAACUCCCCAACAUGACAGUCCGCGAGACGAUGUGGAGGGCCUUCGAGAACCCACAUACUAGCACCAUGGCGCUGGUUUUCUACUAUGUAACUGGCUUCUUCAUCGCCAUAUCUGUCAUCACCAAUGUGGUCGAGACAGUUCCAUGUGGUUUGACACCAAAUCAGAGAGACGUUCCUUGUGGGGAACGCUACACAGAGGCAUUUUUCUGCAUGGACACGGCAUGUGUUAUGAUCUUUACGGUGGAGUACCUGAUGCGACUGUUUGCGGCGCCCAGCAGGUACCGCUUCAUGCGUAGUGUAAUGAGCAUAAUCGAUGUUGUGGCAAUCCUACCAUAUUACAUCGGACUUGUCAUGACCAACAACGAGGACGUGAGCGGAGCCUUUGUAACACUUCGAGUGUUCCGUGUCUUCCGGAUCUUUAAAUUCUCCCGCCAUUCUCAGGGUCUUCGAAUCCUUGGCUACACAUUGAAGAGCUGUGCAUCAGAGCUUGGCUUCCUCCUCUUUUCCCUCACCAUGGCCAUCAUCAUCUUUGCCACUGUGAUGUUCUACGCUGAGAAAGGCUCCACUUCCAGCAAGUUUACCAGCAUCCCAGCCUCCUUCUGGUACACCAUUGUAACCAUGACAACACUGGGGUAUGGAGAUAUGGUCCCUAAGACCAUAGCAGGGAAGAUCUUUGGCUCCAUCUGUUCUCUCAGUGGAGUGCUGGUCAUCGCUCUGCCUGUUCCUGUAAUUGUUUCCAACUUCAGCCGCAUUUACCAUCAGAAUCAGAGAGCUGACAAGCGCCGGGCUCAGAAAGUCCAGAAAGCCCGACUGGCCCGAAUGAGAAUUUCCAAGAGUGGCAGCUCUACCGCCUUCCUGCAUAGCAAACGAAAUGGACUCAACCAAUCACUGGAGCUAACGCAGCUCCCCUAUUACAAGAUGAAACUUUCACCACAGGGCUCCAUAGAGGAGGACCAGCAAAUGAAAAAGGCUACAACUCUGCUGGAGAGUCAACACCACCAUCUUCUUCAAUGCCUAGAGAAGACAACGAAUCAUGAGUUUGUGGACGAGCGGCUAUAUGAACAGGGGUAUCUUCAGACAACACUCCAGAACUUCCCAUCGCAGAGUCCGUCUCUGUCCAGCGAGGAGGGCAUGACGGGCACCUGUUGCUCUCGAAGAGUCAAGAAAAACAUCCAGCCUCUCAAUGCCACACACUCACAUCCACACACACACAACCUGAAGGAGCUCAGCACCUUACACAUCCAUUGUAGGGAACAGCAUCAACUAAACACCAGUCGUUCCAGUCUCAAUCUGAUAUCGGAUGAAUCGGGCAGUCUGAACUGCAAGAGCAGUGGACUGGUUACCACGGCGAUCAUCAGUAUCCCCACCCCUCCCUCAAACAACUCUCGAGCCAGCCCUGAUGCUCCACCCCAUCCAAACCCUGAUUCUCCAUCUCUUCCGAACCCCGGCACUGACGUGGUGAAAAUUUCUUCACUGUAAGGGACAACAGAACUCAGGAAGAGAAACUGAUGAAUAGCCUGCCCCCUAGAGGGGAUGGAUUGCACUGACUGAAAAGACAAGAAAAUGAGAACGAUGAAUACGGAUCUGUGUGUAAAUAAAAGAAAACAGGACAACCAUAAGUAUUCGAUCACUCUCCAUCAGGACUGAUGUGACGAGGGUGUCACUGUGCAUAAAACAUUUUCCUUUCUUUUUCCUCAUAUUCUGUAUUUAGUGUCAUACGAUUAUGAGAAAGAUUGUUUUCAUCUGUGACCGUUUAUUAUUUGUCAGUUCUGACAUCACAGACAGCCUCUCAAAAAGCCUUGGCUAUCUUUAUACAGAUAAUGUUUUAUUUUGAUCUACCAUCAUUCCAAAAGGAUCAGAGAAAAAUCAGCAUUAGAGUCUAAAGGAGACCGUGUGAGUGUGGUUGUGUUUCUUAGACUAUGGCAAGUAAUUAUUUUUGGAAUAUGUAUGGAUUUGUGGGUCAGAGUUAGGUUAAACAUGAAUGUUUCUGCCCUGUGUGUGUGUGUGUGUGUGUGUGUGUAAAUUACAGAUUAUCCCUCAAACUCUCAGCCUCUCACACAGUUUGUGCCUCUCAGGGGGAGGAGAGUUUCCUUCUAAACCAUUGGCUCUCCUCGUGUCCAAAAAGUUGAGCCGACAUUGUAACGUCAUUUGUGACCAAUCAGACAUUACUAUGUAAUAUAGAACCAAAAAACAAAAGAGAAAGAAACAUAGAAGUGUUUUUAAAACUCUGUGACUACAAGCACAAGGCAUCGCUGAUAUUUUGUUAUUACAAUGUGUAACAAACCUUGGUUUAACUGUGAAUAUUGUUGAUAGAAUAUUUUGUUAUAUUUAGCCAUGGUUUGGCAAAACCAGAGCAGCUGCCUACCCAGCCCCUUUCUGUCUGUCCCACCCCUUUCCUCAGUUUACUGCUGGCCUGCUUUCCGUAAUUGUUCUGAUCUAAGUGUUAUCGUCAUUAUCGCUCAAUGGGUAUUUUUACAAAAUGUGUCUAGUUUGUGUAAACUCUAUUCUCUGUUUAGGAAACUUUUGUGUUUGUGUUUUUUCAUUAACAGUUAAUGCUUAAUUGUUGAUUUUCAGUUAUUUGUUGCUUUUAGAAGAGAAACCAACAACUGUAUGAACCAAUCAGAGCUAUUCUCUCCCUAUAAACUUUCUCCUUUUCUGUCUUUGUCCUUUCAUGUCAGCCAUGUUUAGGAGAAUGGCAUAGCUAACAAGACAGUUUGAAAGUCAUCGAAGUCAGUCGUCCUUGUUUAGUCUGCGUCAUGUUGACUGUUUCAGAAUCUUGUUUUCCAACAGUGGUGAAUCUUGAGCAGAAUUGCCAGCAAUCAAACACAAUACCCACUAAACUCCACCUUAUGUAUACUAAGCCCCAUCUUCUCUACCAUAAUCCCCACCUCAGUACUCUAAACUCCAUCAUUUGUACCCCAAACUCUUCCCUAAUACCUUAAAUCCCACCCUUCCCCUUAAACUCCCCUCACUUGUGCCUCUAACACCAGCAUAUAUAAGUGACCCCUCCCCUCAGGAUAUUGUUCUAGGGACACUGAGUUUGUGUUCAGUGCAAUGAGACUAAUGCACUAAACCUCAUAUACAUGGAACUUAAAACUUGUUUUUUGGCAAAUGACUGGUCCUGCACAGAUAGUAUAAGCCAUAUUUUCCAGAAAGCAUCAGAAAAGAAAAAUGUAAUAAUGAGAUUACAUAACAGAUAACCUUUAGUUGAACCUUACGGAUGAAGUGGAUGACCAAUUACACAAACAUGAGCGUUUUCAAGAGUUAUCAUUAUGUUCUUAAAAAUAUCAAUUUUUAUGACCGCUAGGACAAAAUUAUUACAGGGAAAAGCACAUUUCGACAUUAGGAAUUUCAGGUUAUCCAGCCCACAUUGUUGUAUUACCCGGUUUGUGAAAGCUCUAGAGUUCAAAAUUUUCAUUGAUGGCCCCGGUGUUUGUAUUACUUUUAUCUUCCUGUUGUACAAACAGCACAAAAAUCCAAGUAUGGAUCUUGACAAGUACCAUUAUAAAUUCAUUAGCUUUUUCGGUCCAUGUUUGGUCCCUUUGUGAUUUACUGUAUUGAUUUCCUUAGGUGUACAUAAUAGAUAAUAUUGUAAUAUGGAAAUAUUGUUACAUCAAACUAAUCAGAAGGGAAAGUGUGGCCAAUAGAGUCUAAAUUUUAAGAUAACUGUAAAACAGUUAAAGGAUGGGCAAGGAGGAGGCGAGAACCGGCUUGUCAACAUAAAUAAUAAUUUAAUAAGAAACUUAAAACACAACAUAAACAAACACACAUGCGGACAUGCCCGUAAUUCUCUCUCUCUCGAACAAUCGUCACCAGCCGCCUUUUCCCUCGCGCGCCUCAUCAGGCCGAUUGGGGACCGGGCGCGCGAUAUUCCGACCCGGCCCCGCCCCCCUCCGCUCCACAAUAACAAAUGUUAAGUAUUGAGUCACAUGCUCUUCACAUUUGAGAAAGUAGUGAUCUGUUGAAGUCACUUCCCUUUGCUUUGUCUUUACAUCUAGCCCAGCAGGGGACAAUACAGAACCAUAAAUGUAAUAGAAGUGAAACCUUUCAUUUGUGCAGUCCCAUCUUAUGACAGAAUUGGUUGUUUUGAGUGUAAGUGGAAUUCUGUACCUGUGCAUCUACAUACCCGUCAAGGGUCUUCUUUCUUCCUCUGUGUGUCUGUGCUUGUUUAACUCUUUUAAUCUCUACGCUUACGUUUUUUUUUUUUUACUGUUGUUGCGAUAGUCAUGUUGUUCUUUUCAGCAGAUUCCUGUUCACUGUCAGAUGUUGAAUAUUAUUUAUGAUUUUGUUGUGUCACAGUUGUGAAACGCCUGAUAAAUGAAAUGUA
This is a messenger RNA of Xyrauchen texanus (razorback sucker), 5152 nucleotides long. Its product is annotated as potassium voltage-gated channel subfamily D member 3-like. The record is from RefSeq and is a predicted model, not a curated record. Gene Ontology annotation, cellular component: voltage-gated potassium channel complex; neuronal cell body; membrane. The transcript is spliced from 8 exons. Lineage: Eukaryota; Metazoa; Chordata; Actinopteri; Cypriniformes; Catostomidae. Gene Ontology annotation, biological process: protein homooligomerization; potassium ion export across plasma membrane. Bases 355 to 2304 code for a protein of 649 amino acids. Gene Ontology annotation, molecular function: A-type (transient outward) potassium channel activity; protein binding.